Molecule: messenger RNA, 816 nt
Organism: Durusdinium trenchii
Lineage: Eukaryota; Dinophyceae; Suessiales; Symbiodiniaceae
Source: the annotation of a GenBank genome assembly
AUGGUGACUCACAACUGGUCCAACCUCUUCCGCGACUUACUGGCAAGUGUGGUUGCCGAUGCCUUGGGUGAACACACCAUUGAGCUUUUCGCACAGUUGCUGGAGGUGGAAGGAGGAGUUUAUGUCGUGGAAGAACUGCUGGAGGUGCAAGGAAGCAUCGAUGAGACCUACUGGAUCUGUGCCUUUGCCGUCAAUCAACACAGUAAUAUUUGCGGCGGCAAUCCAAAGGGAGAUGUGGACUCUGCCACGCAGCGUCCAUACCCCAUUUGUCCGUGCGCCGAGCCGAAGUUCUUCAACAAAACACCACCUUUGAAUGACGCUGGAGAGAGCAUUGGCUGUGAGUUGAACAAAUUCGAUGACAUGAUGGCCUACCUCUUUCAGCAGAAUCCGUGGUUUGCACAGGUCGUGGCCGUGGAUGCUGAGCUAACGCUUUUCACGCGCGCCUGGUGCGUUGCGGAGCUGGCGCAGGGGCAGCGGAUGGGCAUGGCACAGAGCCUGAAGCUUCGGAACAAGGCCGUGCUGCUGGAGCGUAAGCAAACUUUGGAAUGCCUCAAGGUCGAAGAAAUGCAAGCAACCCGACCGGCGGAUAAAGACGUGAUCCUGUCGAAGAUCAAAGCGGAUUUUGGCAACUAUGCCAACUUCGACAGUAAUUUGCAAAAGCUCAUCUUCGACCCGAAGAUGGGCCUAGUCACUGCAUGGAAAAAAGCUGAUGCCUUGCAACAGAUGGAAGAGCUCUCCCAUGUCUUGAAAUGGGUACGACUAUCGACUGCAGUUGGCGAUGGCCUGCAAGUGCGGCGAAAAUGGUUUGUACAGUGA